AUGAGGUCCAUCAGAUGCUUCCUCACAUGCAUACUUGUCCUUAAUACGCUUCGGGUUGUCACCUGUGGAGCUGAAGCUCAGGAGCAGGAGAAGGCAGCGCCGGAACGACACCUGAACAGGCGGCAUGCAUCUGAUCAUCAGAGCCAUAGCAGGCCCUCGAGCCGACUGCUUCGUCGGCAUGCUGUUGACAGCAAGGGUGUUGUGGAAAAGAGUGACGACUAUGGUGAUUCAGAUGACCAGUACGAGGAAAGGCCUUCACACAAGCAUCAUCGACAGCAUCAUAGAAAACGAGGCGCUGCUGUGGAUGACACUGGCCAUGUCCAUAGCGGUGACCACGGCCGUGGCUACAUAGAGUCCAAGGACAGGGGUCAUGCACGAGGCAUUUCUGCCCGAAGGCUUUCGAUGCAUUCGAUCAGGCAAUCAGAUGCGACGGAGGACGUUGGCCCGACCGGCAACGCCACAGCAGAGGAGGACGAGGACGAGGAGGAAGAAACAGACUCUGACGAGGAAGAGGCCGAAGACGACGGAGCAGUGCAGGACUGUGAGUACAAUGAUUGGGGAAAAUGGACCCAGUGCAGCGAAACCUGUGGCGGUGGGUCACGAAAGAGGACUCGAACCGUCAAGACGAAGGCACAGAACGGUGGGAAGGCCUGCGAAGCCGCGGAGAAGAAACAGACAGAGGAAUGCAACACCAAAGAGUGCCCCGUGGAUUGCGUCAUUAGCGACUGGCAGGACUGGGGCCACUGUGCGCCGAAUUGCCAGGGCCAUCGCAAGCGGAACCGGAUGAUCAUCCAGACUGCAUCACACGGUGGCCAGGCUUGUGGUGACACGAAGGAGGAAGAGUCCUGCGAUGGCGUUUGCACUGACUGCGAGUACGAGGACUGGUCCUCUUGGGUGGAGUGUUCCGUGACCUGUGGCGGGGGCAACCAGAACCGGACGCGGGACGUCGCAGUGCCACCAACCAACGGCGGCAAGGCAUGCGUCGGGAACAAAACAGAGACGCGAGUUUGUGGAAAUGGAGCCUGCCCUGUCGACUGCGAGCUCAAUGACUGGUCGAACUGGACAGCCUGCGAACCAUACUGUGCAGGCAACAUGUCGCGGCAUCGCACGGUGAAGACCUUGCCGCUGAACGGCGGUGUAGCCUGCGGUACAUUGAAUGAGACCCAGAAAUGCACCAACUUCUGUAUGGAUUGCAGCUGGUCGGAUUGGACUGCGUGGACGAACUGCACAGUGUCUUGCGGCGGCGGAACAAUGAACAGGAGCAGGGACCAGACCUUCGUGGCCACAGGUGGAGGAGGUGCAGCACUUCUUCAGCUCUCCGGCUCCCAGGUCUUCGGCUUCGAGAUGAAGGCGUCGAAGAGGUGCGACGCUGGUCACCAGGCCAGUGACGCCUUACCACUCGCGGAGGCCCAGGAGAAGUGCAAGGUUUCGGCUGAUUGCCAGGGCCUUUCCGACCUUGGCUGCGACGGGAAGCAGGUGGUGCUUUGCACCUCGGGCUCUGUGCUGGAGGAGGACGUCUCCGCAUGCGCUUACAACAAGAAGGAGAUCGGAGGAGGCAAGCCUUGCACUGGCGACGGAAUCGAAAAGAAGAACUGCAGCACUGAUCCCUGUCCGGUCGACUGUGGCUACAGCGAUUGGGCUGAGUGGUCCGCCUGCGAGCCCUAUUGCUCUGGGAACAAGACGCGGAGUCGCAGCAUCGUAGCCGAAGCAGCUCAUGGUGGCGUCGCGUGUGCAAAAGAGGAGCUGAAGGAGCAAAAGGCCUGUGCGAACUUCUGCAUGGACUGCCAAGUUUCGGAUUGGACGGAAUGGGACGCCUGCAGCGUCACUUGUGGCGGUGGGCGCACCAAUCGGACGCGGACGGAGACGUAUGUGAACCGGCCGAAUCUGACAGCCGCGAGUCUGCUGGAGGUCGGAGCUGCCUCGGCGGCCUUCGGCUACGAGAAGCGGUUGGGCGUCAGGUGCACGGACGAAAGCCUGGGGCCAAAGAAGAAGGAGUUUCUGCCGGCCAGGGCUGAGAGGAAAUGCAGCAACGAUCCAACCUGCUAUGCACUCUACGACAGAGACUGCGAUGGUGGCCUCAGGUUUUGCGGAGCCGAUUUCGAGCUCGUGCCGGAAGAGGGGUCCUGUGUCUACGUGAAGAAGGAGAUCGGUGAAGGGGUGCCCUGUGACGGCAAGAUCUUGGAGGGCAGCAAGUGCAACAUCCAGAAAUGCCCCAUCGACUGCAAGUACAAAGACUGGUCUGACUGGGGAUCUUGCAAUCCGCUCUGCGAGGGAACCCGAAACAGGUCUCGAGAGGUGAAGAAGUAUGCUGCUUUUGGGGGCCAGCCCUGCGACAACAAGACUCAAUCUGAGGAGUGCACCAACGUCUGUGUGGACUGCGAAUGGUCUGAUUGGACGGCAUGGACGAACUGCUCUGCAACUUGCGGCGGCGGCAUGCAGGAACGAGGCAGGGGAAUCGCCGUGGAGGUUGAAGGCUAUGGGAAAAACUGCACCGGGGACGCAGAGGAGAAGCAAAAAUGCAACACACAGGACUGUCCGGUCGACUGCGAGACGAGUGACUGGAGUAGCUGGAGCUCCUGCGAGCCCUUCUGCAAAGGCAUGCAGAACCAGACACGAACCAUCACACUGGAGGCGGCAAAUGGCGGCAUGCCAUGUGGUCCACUCUUCCACUCCCGUGCGUGCAACAACACAUGCCUGGACUGCGUGUGGGCAAAUUGGACAGAGUGGGGUCAGUGCUCCGCUUCCUGUGGCGGUGGAGUCCAGUCCCGCAACCGCUACAUUUCGCGCCCAAAGGUGGGCGAGGCGGAGGAUUGCGAAGGACCCUUCAACGAGACCCAAGCCUGCAACGAGCAGAGCUGUCCGAUUGAUUGUGUCCUUGCCGACUGGAGCGGAUGGUCGGACUGCGAUCCCUACUGCCGCUCCGCCGCAGACGGGGUUCCAAGAGCAGAUGCUGCCUCGGUGAUCUUGCCCAUGCAGUGCGCUGGCACUAUGAGGCAUCGGGACGCAGAACAGGAAUCGCAUCGUGGUCACUGCCCCCGAGUUUGGAGGGGUUCCGUGCGGGAACCUCUCUGA
This is a messenger RNA of Symbiodinium sp. CCMP2456, 3072 nucleotides long. The record is from the annotation of a GenBank genome assembly. Lineage: Eukaryota; Dinophyceae; Suessiales; Symbiodiniaceae.